Molecule: messenger RNA, 621 nt
Organism: Drosophila nasuta
Lineage: Eukaryota; Metazoa; Arthropoda; Insecta; Diptera; Drosophilidae
Exons: 1
Coding region: 77-481 (134 amino acids)
Biological process (GO): anaphase-promoting complex-dependent catabolic process
Cellular component (GO): anaphase-promoting complex
Source: RefSeq, a predicted model, not a curated record
UAUAACUGUUUCUAGGCCGCGCACAAUUUCUGGUGGGAAACCAAAGACAACGAAAACGAUAGUGGAAAAGGAAAUCAUGCUAAAACGUAAUUUACAAAGCAUCCAACUGACAUUGGCCGAUCUGGAGGAAUAUGAGAAUGUGCGUCGUCGCAACAAGACCAAGGCCGCCAUCGAAGCCGGCCGCUGCUCAUCGGUGACUGUGACCGCCACCGAAACAGCACCAUCUUCGACUAGCGACUCAACAUCGGAGACUGGCAUCACCCAGGAACAACGUCCGGAACGCUCCAACGUGCCCGGAUGGACAACGGCCACCAUUGCAGACAGCAACACCAAUUCGGGAUCCACCGAGGACGAUACCAGCGUGCAAGCUGUCGUUGAUGAUAAUGACACCAUCGCUGAGCUAAGCGACGACGGUUGGGUGGACAUUGACGAGGAAGAUGAAGAGGAGGAAUUGGAGGGCGCCGUUGGAGGCGAAAUUUAAUGGAGACUACGUCAAGCACAGGACAAGACAUACACACAGCAAAGCAAUUGCUGCACUCAUUCAAUUUUAACACAUUUUUGUCACUAUAUCACUUUCAAUCAUUACACUAUUCAAAUGUAGCUAACAAAAUAAAUAUAAAC